This is a messenger RNA of Leucoraja erinaceus (little skate), 1503 nucleotides long. RefSeq names its product break repair meiotic recombinase recruitment factor 1-like. The transcript is spliced from 4 exons. Gene Ontology annotation, biological process: double-strand break repair involved in meiotic recombination. NCBI's taxonomy places the organism in Eukaryota, Metazoa, Chordata, Chondrichthyes, Rajiformes, Rajidae. The record is from RefSeq and is a predicted model, not a curated record. The coding region runs from base 21 to 395 and encodes 124 amino acids.
UUUCCAAAUCCAUUCCAGGCAUGGUUCAUCCAGAUGAUAAAGGUUAUGGAUUGGAACUCGUUAAACCAGUGACGGAUAACAAGGAUAUGAAGGAUGAUUUACUGCUCAUUGCCCCUCAGGAUAAUGCUAAUUUCUCAUCAGAGUUGGAAGACCUCCAUUUAAGUGAGGCAGAUUGGCAGUCCCUUUCUUUUGCAGAAGAAGAAGAUGCCACACAUGUCGUCUGUGGGCUCAUUAAUGAACUUUCCAAAAUCAAUCGUAUCAUUAUGAUCACUCACCGGGAGCUAGAAAGCAUGAAAAGGCACAAAACCAGGAAAGCAAGAGCUACCAGCAGACACCCACACUUCCCAAAAGGAGCGGCAAAUGUACCAUAUUUACUGAAGAGAAAAGAUCUGUGAAAAAAGUUGGGGCUUGCUGGUGUUCACAAUAGUCACUGACGUACUUGCAGCAUAGAAACAGGCCAGUUGCCUCAACAUGUCCACUUGUAGUUUAUGCUGCACUAAAAGCUCUCUGUCUCAUUUAAAUCUCCAGGUAUCUUUCUGUUCCUUUCUCCCCAGUGUUUAGCAAGCUUCCCUCUAAAUGCAUCUGGACCACUUCAAUACUAAUUGCCCACAAGGUCCACUCACUUCAAUACUAUUUGUGCUCACAAGUUCCAAAUUGCAGACACCCCCUGGUAAGUACGUUUCCAUGAAAUCCUCCUUUGACGUUGUUCCAAGCAAAGAUCUUAUAGCUCUAAGAUCUUUUGUUCCAAGCACUAUUUUAUAGAUCUUGCACGAGAGAAAACAUCCUUUUCGCAAAAGUUUCAUUAUAUAAUCACCCCUCAGUUCUCCUGUUUCUAUUGAAAAGAGCCUGUAUAAUCAAUCUUUCCUGAUUAUCUGAAAUACGAUACCAUCUUAACUAAUCUUUGUCGCACCACCAAAACUUGCAACUCCAUUUAAUAUAAACAGCAUUCCAAGUUUCAUGAAGCAUUGUUCUGUAAAGACCCAACGUUAGUUGUUUACAUUCCAAUUUCUUCUCCAGAAAUAAGCUGCAGAGAUUCAUUAGCCUGCAUUGACUGUUAGCAUUUAUUUGUGUAUUUAUAUAUACUUCCCUCUUCCUGCACCUCAUUAUUUUCCAAGGAUCGCAUGGGCUCCUUAUUCAUGUAGCCAUAAUAUACAUCGCAUACUUGCCUUAUUUUGAAAUUCAGUUGCACACUUAUUCUUCAGGCUUAUUAAUACUCUCCUGUGUUGAGCCAGUCCUCUGUCUGACUCACAUCCUUCAAUUUGGUUCUGGUCACAAAUGUUGAAAUUCCUGCUUCUGAACCUUUACUUAUGUAGAUGAUGAACAAGAGAGGGCCAAGCAUCAAUUCUAUUAGAUCCCUGGUUCCCACCUUGUGAAAUGUAGCUAUCUUCAAUAUGUAGCAAGCAACUGCAAAUGCUGGUUCAAACCGAAGAUAGACACAAAAAGCUAGAGUAACUCAGUGGGGCAGGCAGCAUCUCUGGAGAAAAGGAAUGGGUGAUGUUUCGG